GGCUCAAAAGGCUCGGGACAUCGGGCGGUGCCAUGCUGCGACUCUUCGUGGUGGUGGUUCUGGUUGCCGUGACGUUGGCCUGGGUCAGCUUCUACAUCUAUGGGAUUGAACAGCCCUUCUCCUUUCGCUUCAGGAGGAAGCCUGAGGUGCCUGUGGCCAAGAUCUCUUGUGCUGACUGGCGGCAAAAAGAGGUGAGCUCAAACCUCACGGACUUCGACAUCUGGUAUUCCGAACAUUCAGACAGGUGGCUAAACGCUUUCGUGGUCCCAGAGGAAAACCUGAUCUUUUGCCAGAUUCAAAAGGUGGAUUCUGCCGACUGGUUCGCCGUGCUGCGUUGGCUCAACCAGGGGCAAAACUUGACCACCUUGCGCGACUACGAGCGAGGCGAGGCGUUGCGGAUGAUGUUCGAUCCCAAUUGGACCAAGCUGGCCGUGGUGCGCGAUCCCUUGGAUCGCUUGCUGGCGGCCUUUUCCACCAAGGUGAACACCGAAAAGCCUCCGAACAAGAACAUCACGGCGGAGGUGGCACGGGUCUUGAACGUGCCCUGGCAUCGGCUCCGGAAGCGCAAGGUCACCUUUCCCGAGUUCGUGGUGCGGGUAGCCGCUGGGAUCCGGGAACGGCUGGUGGUGAGCGACUUCUGGCGCAAGCAGGCAGAGUUUUGCUCCUUGGGGCACUUUAAGAAGACGUACCAGUAUCCUGCGGUGGCUGGCAAGCGUUUUUCUUUCUUUCUUUUGGAUGACGCGUCUGAUUGUACAUGUUGUUUUGAUUCAUUUUUGGUACGCAAUAUGUUUAGUUAAUAGGCCACCCCCUCAAAGUUCCCAAGUCAUGCGUUUUAUCCAUCAUGUGUUUGUUUGCAAAGUUUGACCUUUGGGGGUCUGCCCUGUUUUUUGGGGAGGGCUGUGUAUGUCAUACAUGUGUACGAAUCGGCGCGAAGGGUCAGAGUAUUCUGAGGGGGUCUUCGUUCCAAGUUCGUCACCCGAACGCCUUGGCGGAGUCUGCCAUUCUGAUGCCAUUCGAUCCUUCACCUCAUCCAGUGCUGCUGAGGUAUGUGAUGUACAUGGACCGUCGCAAGGAGUUUCACCCCUAUCUGCACGACUGUGCGCUGCUGGCGAUGACCGGACAGAUGAGUCAUUCCAAGCUGAAGAAGCUGGAGAAGGUAGCGGCCGAUCGGAGAGUCCAACCGUCUUCAGGCAAGAAGUUGAAGGAGUACGACGAGGUGGCAUGUGAAGUGGCUCUCCACCUCUACGCUGAGGACUAUGAGACCUUUUCUUUGCCCAAGCCCACGUGUCAUUCAGAGUCGCCCCAUGUGAGGUAUCCUCCCUUCAAGCUUGGCAUGUACUAAUCGCGCGAACGAGCGAACGGCCCAGCGAAUGUUGGGGCGAACCUCCAUGGGGGGACGGUCAGUCCGUCGACCGCGGCGUCACGGCACGGCACGGCGUCACCAGCGCCGCGACUCGGCCCAACGCUGCCGCGGAGGCGGAGCCAAAAAGGCCGAAACAUGGGGGCUCGACCGGAUCGACUUCGUGCGGAUUCGCCUGGGCACGGAGGCAUUGCUCAACUCGGUGAAGCACGGUGGAAGUGAUUGCACCUCCCAACCUCACCUGGUCAAGACCUGAUCAGCGUUGAAAGGUGCCCAUGUGACAGUCCACACGAGCUCAGCAGGUGAACUCACUAGCUAGCUGAGUAAGAUGAACUAAGAGUUGGUGGAAUUGGUGGAAACAGUUCGUUGCCAAUUGCUUCAUAUGAAGCACGAGAAGAGACACCGGAACGACCAUGAGGCAACAUCUACAGAACUUCUAUUGUCACGACUUGGUUGUCAAUUGUCACCACCAUGGUUCUUAGUAUAUAGUUCUGCAGGUCUACAGAAAUUCAUGCUUGUUCUACAGGUCUAUCUCUUGUGCUGCAUGGAUUGUACCGCAGGUGCCGCGGCAUGGCCCUGUGGCCAUGUGCACCAGUGGAGCAGCCGAAACAAGCGACCGGUCGCGGCUUUUCGUUGUGUUUUUGUGCGCUUGGGAUGAUGGGAAAUGCAGUGGAUCAUUUGACCUUGGAGUUGGGUGAAAAUGGGUAAAACCAUGGUGAAACCAUGGUGAAGCAGUACAAGUGUCAUCAGUGACGAGCGAUGCGAUCGUCUCAGUUCCAGUGGUUGCACUGGAAGGUCUUGGUUCGGGGCCGCAGUUGACAGGGAUCAUACAUGCGAACAGGAACCCUUGGACCUACAAAAUCCUUCAAAUCUUUAAUACUAUGUUCUUCACCUGUUCCAUGUGACAUGUCCGUGUGGGCCAUAGUAGAUUCCGACCGCUAUCCUAACGGGGGCCGCCAAUGGACCCUAGACUAGACUGGGCUUUGAUUGGGCACCCUUUCUCUGACAGUCUUCCUGCUAGUUGGCGCUGCGCCACAUGAUGCUCAUGGAAGCUUCGCUUGUACCACUGGCUUGGCUCCAGCUUGCGGCCCUUCAAGUCGCGCAUGCGCGAGUCAUGAGUCGAG
Molecule: messenger RNA, 2484 nt
Organism: Durusdinium trenchii
Lineage: Eukaryota; Dinophyceae; Suessiales; Symbiodiniaceae
Source: the annotation of a GenBank genome assembly